Rangifer tarandus platyrhynchus (Svalbard reindeer) is the source of this 1311-nucleotide messenger RNA. NCBI's taxonomy places the organism in Eukaryota, Metazoa, Chordata, Mammalia, Artiodactyla, Cervidae. The record is from the annotation of a GenBank genome assembly.
AUGACUGCCAAGCGCGGACGUGAUGGGCUUGCCUCUGGGAUGUGCAGAGAAUUCCCCCAAACUCACACUACCACUGGAGCCAGCACGGUGCUCCCGGAGAACACCUGUUUACGAGGACCCCACGUGCAAACGCUCCUGGAGGACGGCAGAGGUCCUGCUGCAGGCAGAGCCGGGCCCCAGGGCACCCACAGCGCAGACGGGUCGCUGGUCACGACCCCGCGCUGCGGUUCUGCAAAAUGUUACCCUGGGGGGGCGGGCUUCUCCAACGUUCAGAUCCGCACGGCCGCACCCAUCACGCCUCCUGGGCUCCGGGAUGCGCCUGUAGCGGAGGACAAGGCGCUGCCACUGGGUUCAGAUGGACGAGUGCCCAGCCUUCUCUCCAGCCAGGAGCCUUGGACCACGGCCUCGGGGCCUACGCCGCCGACCUCACAGGACGGAGCUGUGGAGAGACCCGAGAGAGCAGGAGGCCUGCCCAAGGCCGCACAGCCAGCUCCAGUCAGGGCAGCGAGAGCGGCGACGGCGGGCCAGCGCUCCGGGCCAGUAGGGACCCCGGAACUGCCGGCCGGGCCGCCAGCGGGACCGGGCCGUUCGCGCUGGGCAGAUCGCCGACCUCGAGCCAAGCGUGCCCCCGCGCCGCCUCAGAUCGCCGUCACCGGCGAGCCUCGCGGUCCGGAAGGGGGAACGACACCCACCGCUCGCAGCCGCAUAGGCUGGUGGGGCUCGGACUCUGCAGGCGGUGCCAGGGCUGCUCACGCGCCGUUUGCUGGCUCGCCGCGGAAACGCACCCGGGAGCUCGGAGCCGCGCGGCGGCCGGCAGACUGUCGCGUGGGCGCUGAGGCGCCACCUCCUUUGAGGGAAGAGCGCGGCCUGACGGCCGGGGCCUCCCGCCCUUGUCCCGCCCGGCCGCGCUCAGGCGCCGGCCUCAGCGUGGCCCGGGAGCUCCGCACGCUUCGGCGCGCGGCGUUUGUGCGGCUGUCCCCUGGGGACGCCGGGACUGGGGGCUCGCGGCCCGGGGUUGGGACUCCUGCUGCGCGCACCGCCCCCGAAUCAGUCCGGACCCCGGGACCCCCCAAGCCCUCUGCACCCCAAGACCUCGCUCACCCUGGGGCCCUCCGAGCCCCACGAAUCUCGGGACCCUUGUGCCCCGAGAGCUCUGCGCACCCUGGGAUCUCCGUGAGCCCCGGGAGCCCUGCUGCCCAGGAGUCCGGGUCCCCGAGAGCCUGCGGGCCCCGUGCAUUCCGCCCGCCCUUCGGCGACCUUGGGUGCCGCCUUUGCAAGCUGCCUCCUCCCAGCGCCCAGACCUGCGCCUGA